Molecule: messenger RNA, 2414 nt
Organism: Alligator mississippiensis (American alligator)
Lineage: Eukaryota; Metazoa; Chordata; Crocodylia; Alligatoridae
Gene: CIMAP1B
Product: ciliary microtubule associated protein 1B
Exons: 7
Coding region: 133-891 (252 amino acids)
Cellular component (GO): cytoskeleton
Source: RefSeq, a predicted model, not a curated record
CGGGAGACCCGCAAACAAUGGGCCGGGCCGGCUGGUGCCUCCCGGCCGCGCUGCCCGUCAGUGCUGCGGCCGCUGCCGCCGGUGCCAGCGCCCCGCGGGUCCGCAGCUCCGAGACCGUGCCGAGCGCCCAGCAUGUCGGCUGAUGUGUGGGUGGGCCCAUGGAGGCCCCACCGGCCCCGCGGUCCCAUCGCCGCGCUCUACAGCAGCCCCGGGCCCAAGUACGGGCUCCCAACAAACGUAGGCUACCAACUCCACGACGCGUCCCGCUUCCGGGCACCCGCCUACAGCUUCGGCCUGCGCCGCCUCCAGCAAGAGGACGACUGCUCCCCCGGGCCGGCCUACAUGCUCCCCGCCAAGACGACCAUGAGGGGCAAGGACGGGACCCCCGCCUACUCCAUCCACGGCCGCCCCAGGGACCUGCAGAGCUUCCGCACCCCCGGGCCAGGUCGCUACUACCCAGAGAAAGCUGGGAAAUGGGCCUUUCCUACGGCCCCCAUCUACUCCCUGUCCUCCCGCACCAAGGAGUUCUCCAAUGACCAGACGCCAGGGCCUGCUGCCUACGGGCUCCCCCCGAUGAUGGGGCCCAAAGUCAUUGGCAAGAGCUCGGCCCCCAACUACUCCAUCCUCGGGCGCAGCCUGAUCGGUAGCUUCUGCGAGGACUUGUGCAAAACACCAGGCCCCUGCAACUACCGUGCGGUGGACUCCAACGUGUACAAGACACGGGCACCCCAGUUCAGCAUGCUGGCUCGCAACAUGCUCCCCGGUGACAACACUCAGAAGCCCGGUCCGGGCACCUACAGCCCUGAGAAGUACUCCCAGCACCGUGGGCAGACCUUCGGCAUCCGCCACUCGGACUACCUGGCUCCUCUCAUCGUGGACGUGGCAGAUUAACCAUGAUGCGCUGGGUGGCCUGGCACUGCCGUGGGCGCCCAAGUAGGAUGGGCUGGAGAACAACCGGGCAUUCGUACACGUGGGCUCCUGGUGCUUAGUGCCGUCGCAGCGGCUCCUCCAGCCCCGGUGCACCCAGAACCAGGGGCUGGUCUCCCUCCGCCCUCCCCUUCCACCACACGCUCAGCCCUGGGGUGGACCAGGUCAGCUCGGCUCCGUGGCCUUGGUGGCCUCUCUCAGGGCCACGUGACCCAGGGACCCCAACAUCCUGGCUGCUACAUGGGGAGACCGGGAGGUUGGGGCCGGCAAACACCAGCUGUGCCAAGCCAGCCACGGACAGGUCUCCCCAGGGUGCCCAGGCCCCCCUUGCCCCUCCUCACUGGCCUCUCUCUGAAGCCCACAUAUGCCCCUGCUUCAGCCACCCCCUUGCCCCAUGAAUCACAGGGACGUCGGGCUGGAAGGGACCCCCCAAGUCACAUCUAGUCCAGCCCCUGCUCAAGGCAGGAUCCUCCUUGCUUGAACCAGCCCAGCCACGGGUCUGUCGAACCCGCGCUGGAAAAGGUCCACGGAUGGAGAACUUCUCCGGGCGCCUGUCCCGAUGCUUGACCUCAGUUUCCCCAGCUGCAGCUGGAGUCCGUUGCUCCUGGUCCUGCCCCCUGCAGCCAUCUCCAUCGUCUCUGCCUUCACCCUUCAGGGAUUUGAAGGCUAAAUCCCCAUGAAUAGCCCAAUUCAUCCCGCACGAGCGGCCGGGCUCUCCUCCAUGCUAUUCCCCACCCCAGCAGGUCAGAGAGCGUGGGAGGCAUCAGGAGACAGCCGGAGGGGGAAGCGCGGAGGGUUUUCUCUGCCCCCCUGCCUGUCCUAGACAAGGAUGAUGCCGUGAGCGCUGUUCCUCCACCGUCUCCGUUCCAGGGCUCCUGCAUGACCCCUUGUCUGGGCUCCCCCUGCCCUGGGAUGAGGGGUCUCCGAGUCCCCCAGCCGCUCCUGCAAUGCUGUGGUCACCAGCCUUGGUCUGGUUUCUUCUCACCCACCCUCCUUGCCCGUUGCUGCGGGUCGAGCAUGCCCCUCGACCCACAGCUCCAGGCAGCAGCUCCACUUGGGAAGGGCCCCUGUGAAAUGGGAACGCAGGGGUGGGCUCCCCUGUGCUGGUGACAGCUUAACACCCCCCACGCGUGCACACACACACGCUCCUGCUGGCUAGUCCCCGGCUGACACAAGCUGUGUUUUCUGCUCCCGUCUUGCCCUGGCUGCUCACACUCAGUAGCUUCCUACCAUCCCCUCUGUGUCCUCUUCGGCACGGCUGCCCCCCAGGACACCGUCCCCGCGGUCCUUGCAUGGAGACCUUGCAUUUGGCUGUGCUAGGAGUCACGUCACUGAAAGGAGCCCCGGGCAGAAGCCGUUCGGGUCCAUGCGUACGCUGCCCCCGCCAGCCGUCGUUUACCCCACCGGCAAUUUUGACAUCAGCUGCUAGUUUUACCAGCCGUGAUUUGAUACGGUCUAAAGAUGAUGAAUAAAAUCCUUGAAUAGCA